Molecule: messenger RNA, 5464 nt
Organism: Cryptotermes secundus
Lineage: Eukaryota; Metazoa; Arthropoda; Insecta; Blattodea; Kalotermitidae
Product: glutamate receptor ionotropic, delta-1
Exons: 11
Coding region: 18-2111 (697 amino acids)
Cellular component (GO): membrane
Molecular function (GO): ligand-gated monoatomic ion channel activity
Source: RefSeq, a predicted model, not a curated record
AGUAUUCAAAUGUAGCUAUGCAUUUAUGCUGUCUAUUCCUCCUGUGUUUAUGUGCAAGCCAUAUAAUCUGUGGUGAAGCAAAGGGUGUUUAUGAAGAUACAAUAAAUUUAGUGAAUUCAUUUUAUGAAUCCAAGGGCAUUUCGCUUCUGACGGCAUAUGUAUGUUGGGGAGAAUAUGAACGUAAGCUGGUUCGCAGUCUGGCAUAUUCAGGGAUUCGUGCGAACCUGGCUCCAGUGCCGACAGCACUGCUCUCUAUACUACAGCAGGACAGCUACUACAGAGUGGGAGUGCUGGUUGAUCUAGCAUGCAGGAACUCCAGGGACGCUUUGUUUGAGGCAUCAUCGAAGAAGCUGUUUAACCUGCAAAAGUUCUGGCUGCUCCUGGAGAGUGGUUGCCUGUCUGAGGAUGCUGCUGUCCUGCAGGACAAUAAUACAAACUAUGAUGUGGUGUACAGUGUGGACAAAAAUGUGGAGAGUCAUUUCAACACCAACUUUACAUACAGCCUGUCCAAGUUUGGGAAAACUGUCCUCUCCAACCUAAGAAUUCUUGCAGAUUGUGAAGUCACGUGGGUGCAACUGAAUGGAGGAACAAGGCAGUCAGAGGAGUUACAAGUUAGUCACAGGAAUAUGCAAUCACCACUUAAUUUAUUAACAAAUGGCACCAUGGUUGAACCGGAUGUCUUAUUGUUGGACGUAUACAAGACAAGCACUGUCCAGCCUUUGAAUGUUUCUAUCUCAGGAGUAGCUUUCCUGUCAAAUGAAGAAGAGGAUGAAUGCUUCAGGGUUUUAUUUGCCAGAAGAGCUCCCAUAACACGAAGAAGAGUUGACCUGCAUGGUGCACACUUCAAGACAGCUACAGUGAUCUUAUUUCCUGACCAGUUUACUGACUGGGAUGACUUGAAUUUACGCCAUGUCGACAAAUGGUCAAAGAUACAUUGGCCAAUAUUUGGAUACCUGAGAGACCAACUGAACUUCAGUUUCGAGAUUACACACCAAUUGGACAGCUAUGGCUGGCUCACCAAUGGAACGUUUAAUGGUGUGAUGGGAUAUCUGCAGCGUGAAGAGAUUGAGUUUCCAACAACGGGUAUUUUUGUUCGUCAGGAUCGAAUUGGAGUGACCAGUUAUGCUGCACCAACAUUCCCUCUCAGGGCUACAACAAUAUUUCGGCAGCCAAGUCUGUCCACAGUGAGCAACAUCUUCAUCCUCCCAUUUGAUAAGUCAGUGUGGCUAUGCUGCAUUGCUCUCUGUCUCUCUUCUGUCUUCACUCUGGGGAUACAGAUCAUUUGGAUGGAGGGGCAACACAUUGAGCAGGAUAUGGUGCAUGCAAGUUGGUCUGACAUGUUUACGCUUGUGCUUGGAGCCAUCUGCCAACAAGGUUAUCAUGUUACACCAACUUCUCUGGCAGGGAGGAUCACAGUGUUUUUUCUCACACUGUCUUCACUGUUCCUGUUCACGUCAUAUUCUGCCAACAUUGUGGCACUGCUACAGACACCCAGCACGUUCUUCAAGACGAUACAUGACCUAACCAACAGUCCCAUGAUUAUUAGAGUGGAGAAUCAGACUUACAAUGGUGUCUUUAUGAAGGAAACCACAGACCCCGAACUUCGGGAGUUCUAUCGUUGCAAGAUUGAACCUCUGGGAGAGAAAGCAUACCAGCAUGCAGAAGUCGGCAUGGCUGACAUAAAGAAGCCAAUGCAUGCCUUCCAGGUGGACUCUGCUUUUGCAUACAAGUUCAUGAGUGAGACAUAUGAGGAGCAUGAAAAGUGUGAUCUUAAAGAAAUCAACCUGUUUCCAGCACCAAUGUGCACCAUUGCUACUACCAAAGGUUCAUUUCUCAGAGAGUACUUCAGCCAAAGGGUGGUCUGGUAUCGAAAUGUUGGGCUUCUAGAUCGGCUAUUCAAAAUUUGGAUGCCACAGAAAGCAAAAUGUGUUAGUAAUGCAGGAGGUUUUGUGAGUGUCGGUAUGAUAGAAUUUUACCCAGCAAUGAUGGUGCUUCAAUAUGGCACUGCUCUCGCAGUGGUAAUCCUGCUCCUGGAAGUCUUGUACUUCCACAGAUCUCUCAUCAUUUCCAAGUUUUGCUUUAUUCUGCACCAAAAACAUGUACAUCGCUAAAGGAACCUUCUACAACAGAUCCCAAUAUAAUAAAACCAAAGAUAUUCUGGAAUCAGUGAAACUGGAUCAAAUAAUUUCCAGUUCAUAAUUCAGAACAUUUAUCCUAGUUCCUGAUUGGAAAUGUAUACCAUUUUCUAAAAUAAUACAGUAUAUAUGUAUCAGUUAACAUGUAGUUUCCAUGCUAUCUGCAUAAUAUCUGAAAAGCAUGUUGAAAAAGAUGAGAUUAUGAUGACAGUUAUAAUUUAAUAUUAAUGUAUUGCCAAUACACAUUAUAAAGCAGCUGCAAUCACGAAAUAUCACGCAUGUGGAAUUUAGCAUAUAAAAUUACACGAACAAUAUAUUAGAAUACGUUAGCAUAAGAACAGUAUGUUUACCUGAAUGGAAGAUAAUUCUGCACGUGAGUAUGCACAUAGAAGGUAGUUUUAUGAAUUAAUUUCAUGCCCUUACUCCAAAUGUGUGACUAAAAUUAAACAUUAGAAAACAUGUUACAAGUGUUCUUUAUUGAGUCAGUUAUUUGUUGAAGCCAUAGGUCUUCAUUCAGCCUCACCAUUCUCACUCUGUUUACCGUUCUAAUUAUCUGUCUCAGCUCCUGUGUCUUCACAAUUCCCAUCUUUUACCUUACAUUCACUUUUCAUACUCUCAUGUUCAUUGUAAACAUUCCAGACUUCAUCCUCAACCUUCCAUCAACCAUUGCAUCACUUUCACCCAUUCUUAAAUACUCUGCUCAUUACUUCUGGAGAGAUCUAUAGCCAUGGUCCUCAUUCACUGUCGCAGCAGUUCUACACUGGGUUUCUUCACUGUCCAAACUGGGGUCAGAACAUGGUCCCUUGCCAAGAGCUGUUUGGAAUACAGUUGUUUCAAAUUAUCAUUUGAAGGUAUGGGUGUAAAGAAAACUGGAAUUUCUCAGAAGAACUAAUUGCUUGCCUUUCUUUGAUACGACAUGAACUGCAUAGAAAAUGGAAUGUGCUUGCUGAGCUGUUGCAGCAGUAGGAGGAUAUACAGAGAGACCCACAGACUCUCCUUAGAUGCGACAGACUACACAGAAAACAAUGCAUCCAACAAUUCUGUUGUUGAGUGCAUUCCUUGCCACAGGAAUAAGUUUACAGAGCUGUUGCCUAGCAACAAUGGGGGGGAUGCACAUAAGACACACCUACUGAUGGGAGGGAUUUAUGAGGUACACAUGAGCUCAGGUGCCAUAACAUAUGUACCAACUUUCAUUAAGAUUGUUUCAGGCAUUCAAAAGUUUAUAGUGGGGGCUACACAUACAGGCGCACACAGAUACAUCAAGAGCAAGGUGAUCUCAUAAGCCUACUUUUAUUUUUUCAAAAUGAGUAAAAUAGGUUAAAGAAGAAAGGAAGAGAUUUGAUUCAUAACAGUGGUGAUGGUUUUUAUCUAGAAGAGAGUAAGGAUCAUUCAUCCUAAUCAUCACUUGGCAUAAUCUGUAAACUGAUAUCCUUUAUUUCUUUAUGUUUCCUAACUAGCGCAAACCAUUCAUUUUCUUCAUGGGACCUAUAUCCAUUGAACAUCCAAGUAUUAGUACAACCAAGCUGGAUUCUUACGUCCCUUUUGUGUACACUUGAGGGUGGGAUGCAUACACUAGGUAUUUAUGGGGGAUAAUCUUAUUCAAUUCUCAGAAUGAGUGAUUCUUACUUCACUUGAUCCCUCCUACUAGUCUGAACCAAGACUAUUAUAGGCAGAGUUUUAUACUGCCCUUGUGCUUCAGGGCACUGAAUCCUGUAGCUACUCCUGCAGCUAAUGUCACAACCACUUUAAUAAUAAUAAUAUGCAAUAAUUUGCCUCUUUGUGAGCAGUAUCUUUUAAUAAUAUGAAGGGAAAGGUAAAGGAACAAGACAUGUUAAAGGACACAAAAGAUUUGAGCCAACAUUUUUGUAACACUAAUACUCUUAGAAACAAUAAGAGUUACAAUUACCAGGCAGAACAUUGCUACAAAUUGCUUUGGUGAAGGGAUGGGUUUAUCCACAAGACUUUGUAAUUGAUCAUUACCUUUCGGCAUCAUUCUUAAAUAUUACCAGCCACAACAUAAAUUUUAAUUUUUAUUAAUAUUUAGGACUUAAUAACAUUUUUGUACUAAAAGUGACUUAUACUGUUUUGCAGUAACUAUUUUGAGAAUAUGUAGCAAUGAAUGUUUAGAUAAGGACUACUGAAACUCGAGACAAUCCCAUGAUAACUGGCAUGGUAUGUGUAUCAGUUACUCCUCCAACCAGCCAAACUAAAGAAACUUCCAGAACAUUCUCAAUCUGUAAAACAGAGUGGAUAUUUCAAGAAAGAUCUCAAUGUGGAAGGUUCUGGAAGUAUUAUGUCAUUCAAGAGUAUUUAAAGGUUGAUUUUGGAUGGCGCUGGUAUUGUUUGCAUUGCUGAGGCUCGCUGGCUAGUGGUGAACAGUACAGUUUUGUACCAGAGAAGUUGUGAAAACAGUCUCCUUCAUCUAGAAGAAUAUGUCAGUGCUGUAACCAAAUAUCAACCUAGAAGGGCUGAUUUGUGUAAUAUCGUGUAGUGCUGUUAAAAAUAAUAUAAGAUCCUUGUUUCACUAGUACAGUGUGGUCCAGUGACUUCUUCAGUGAACCCUCUCUCAUAAGAGCAAGGCCCAUUAAGCUGAGUGGGAUCCUCAUGCUCACACUCUAAACAAUAUUCCUGUUUCCAUCCAUACAUCACUCCCAGUAUUUUCGACAUGGUUGUGAGAUCACGUGGCACUCAACUAUAGACAAGGAGUAGGCACAAUAGAUCACUCUGGUUGCGGUGCAAGGGCCAAGAAGGCCCACCCCUUAAACAUUCAUUCAUUCAUAGACAAGGAGUGGGUGGGAAGGAAGAAGACAAAAGAAGAGGGUGUUAGAAAGUGGCUUUGCUACCGUGUGGCUAUGCAAAAGGAAAUGGUUAAAAAUUGUUAAGUUCUUUAAUUGUGUGAAGCUUAGCUAUUGUGGUUUGUUUAGUGAACAUGUGUAAAGAAGAAAUUUAAUUCACUGAUGUUUCAAUAAAACAGUGCAAGUAUAUGAACAUAAUAAGAAUAAGGGCAAAUACAUUCUCAGAUGCUGGGAAGAAAAAUGUUUACAGCUGAAGGGUAGCAAUUGAAAAAAACUUCUAAAUUAAUUCUUCAAUAAUCAUGUUCAGAAUAUUUAAAUAUUGUAGAUGCCUCAGAACCAAAAUUCCAUACAAGGUAAUACUCGAGACAUGGAUGACCAAGAGGCAGAUUAAGUAAAUCAUAAAUGUAAAUGUUAAAGGUAUUUUGUAUUUUACAAAAUAAAAGAGCUUUCACGUGACCUCUUAACAUCAUCCUGAAUCUCACUUUUGUUCAUUAUGAAAAUGCAGCAUUAUCACAUUUAUGUAUACAGUGGAAA